Messenger RNA from Penaeus monodon (black tiger shrimp), 857 nucleotides. RefSeq names its product phosphotriesterase-related protein-like. NCBI's taxonomy places the organism in Eukaryota, Metazoa, Arthropoda, Malacostraca, Decapoda, Penaeidae. The record is from RefSeq and is a predicted model, not a curated record. Gene Ontology annotation, molecular function: zinc ion binding. Gene Ontology annotation, biological process: catabolic process.
ACCCACCUCGUGUCCACUUGGCAACUGAACCCAACCAACACUUCGGCGUUCUCAUAUACUACAGUAGAUAAGACUUUGAAGCAGAGACUACACGUAUCUGAGCUUCAUAGUAUUUCUCCGUGUACCGUUGUAUUAUUAGAAUUCAGUUCCAUACAGUUUGAGUCACUGAAAAGACAUUUAUAGGUGGAUAUUCCUAGAAAAGUGGUUGAAAGUUCGGACGACUUGGCGUGUAGAACCUGAUCAUGAAGGGCAAAGUACAAACAGCAAGCUUAUGGUGGUCAUGGAUUUUGCCACAUUUUGGAGAAUAUUGUACCAAAGAUGUUAAGCAGAGGAUUGACACAGGGCGAUGUGGACAAAAUGUUAAUCAGCAAUCCAGCUACAUGGUUAACUUUUACCAAAUAGAUUUUAUGGCUCGGCAUAAUAUUAAUAAAUCCCGGAAUGUAGAUUUAGCAGGGUGGCAUAAAGAUAAUCUUUAAAUUUUAUACUAACAUAUCUCUAGAUGAUGUGUAACUUGGCAUGCUGUUUCAGAUAGCUGCUCUCAUAUGUUUUUGGGAAUAUGGUCUCUUUACUCAGAGGAACCUAUGUGGUAUUGUAUUUGCAUACACAUUAUAGAAUAUACACUUUGAAAACAUUUUAAAUGUAUUUUGUUUACCAUUAACAUUUAAGAUUUAUAUUUAAAAAAUUAUAUUGUCCAGAUGACUGCUGUUAUUUACUCUGUUUGCAAUAUUUUUAUGACAUAAUAAUGUUUUGUUUCUUUGUUGUUUAAAGUUGUUUUUCUGCUUAUUCUGCAUUAUAGCUCAAAUAUAUAUUGGAUGUAUUAUUGGAUGUUUGUAAAAUAUAUUAUGGUUUUAAAUGGA